Triticum aestivum (bread wheat) is the source of this 976-nucleotide messenger RNA. RefSeq names its product arginine decarboxylase 1-like. The record is from RefSeq and is a predicted model, not a curated record. NCBI's taxonomy places the organism in Eukaryota, Viridiplantae, Streptophyta, Magnoliopsida, Poales, Poaceae. Bases 32 to 976 code for a protein of 314 amino acids. Gene Ontology annotation, molecular function: arginine decarboxylase activity. The transcript has a single exon. Gene Ontology annotation, biological process: spermidine biosynthetic process; L-arginine catabolic process.
UGGCAGGGUUGUGGUUGUGUUCGAUCUCCAAAUGAUGUGUCCGGCGCGCGUACGUGCCUGGACAAAGACAUCAAUCAAUUUACUAUCAUUGUUCUUAAUCAUAGGCCUCGGCAUCGACUACGACGGGACGCACUCGGCGCAGACUGACAUGUCGGUGGCCUACAGCCUGGAGGAGUACGUGGCGGCCGUGGUCGCCGGCGUCGGCCGCGUCUGCGACCGCAAGGGCGUGCAACACCCUGUCAUCUGCAGCGAGAGCGGCCGCGCGGUGGUGUCGCACCACUCGGUCCUCAUCUUCGAGGCCUUCUCCGCGACGGCGCCGGCUUCCAACAUGAUGGACCCGGCCACCGCCUACCUGCUCGACGAGCUCACCGAUGACUGCCGCAGCGAUUACCGCAACCUCAUGGUCUCGGCCGUGCGCGGCGACUUCGACACCUACGGCCUGUACGCGGACCAGCUGAAGCGGCACUGCGCCGAGCAGUUCAAGGAGGGGGUCCUCGGGCUGGAGCACCUCGCCGCCGUGGACGGGCUCUGCGAGAUCGUCGCCCGCGGCAUGGGCGCGGCGGAGGGGCCGCGCAGGUACCACAUCAACCUGUCCGUGUUCACCUCGCUGCCGGACAUGUGGGCCAUCGAGCAGCUCUUCCCCAUCAUCCCCAUCCAGCGCCUCCAGGAGCGGCCCGCCGUGGACGGCGUCCUCUCGGACCUGACCUGCGACAGCGACGGCAAGGUGGACCAGUUCAUCGGCGGCAGGAGUAGCCUCCCCCUGCACGAGCUCCCCACCCACGGCACCCGCGGCUACUACCUGGGCAUGUUCCUGGGCGGCGCCUACCAGGAGGCGCUCGGCGGCCUGCACAACCUGUUCGGCGGGCCGAGCGUGGUGCGCGUCUCCCAGAGCGACGGGCCGCACUGCGAGAGAGGUUUCAUGGUCUGGAGCAGAGAGGACAAAUCCAUCUCGUGCAGGCAAACCCACGAGAUGUAG